CCGUUGGACUUUUAUCGAAUGAAAUUUAUUUUUCUAAGUACGGUUAUCAAUACUUUCUCCUCACAUCCGCGACCACACUACCUUGUUGCGGAUUUUAGGAGCGAGGAUAGACCCACUAGAGACAGCAGAAGGCAAUUGUAUCCUCCCCACUCUGGGAGAUGACAUCCGUCAAGGCCCAGUCCCAAGGGAAUGAGCCAGGGGAUUUUCCUGAAGACGACCCCAGGCAAGAGACCCUGUUCCUAGGCACCAGUCAGGGAGAGACACUGGAGCAGCCAGCUGCCUGGGAUGAGCUCCCUGGGAGCCACCCCUACACCUACUGCCGCGUCAGCACCGUGGACGAGAAGCUGUGGCCGAUCGAGCACCACCUGCAGUGCCUGCUGAAGAAAGUGGAUGAGUUUCAGAUGCACCUGCUCUACAGUCGAGAUCGGAUGCCGAAGGAGGGCUUCACCGAGGCUGUGCUGACCUUCUUCAGGAGCUGCCAGCCCUACUUCGCCUACCUGGAGUCGACUGCACGCAGCGUGGCCCCCAGCCACAGGCCCCUGCCACAGCCCGUUCGGACACGGCUGUUACAGUUUUCCCACCUACUGUGCAGUCGAUUGGAACAGCUGGUGCUGAUGUAUGCCUCCCUUGGCCUCCUGUCCCUGGAGGAGACUGACCCCUGCAGUCUCUCUCAGUUCCACUGCGGCGAGGUGCAGCUCGGGCCGGGCUGCCGCGUCUCGGCGUUCCGCUACUGCCGCCCCUCCCCCUUCCACGCCGGCGGCGCCCCGGGGCCGAGGAGCAGGCUCUACAAGUGCGUCCGCUGGAACGUGGAGAGGGCGCCGGGGCGCAGCUGGAGGGAGGCGGCUGGAGGAUGGGCAGAGGGCGCGAUGGAGACGGGCGUGGAAAACGAGUACUACUUCCUGUGCUGCGAGCUGCCAGCAGGCGGGCUGAGCAAGACGGAGAGCGGGGGCGGAGUGGCCAGCAGUCCACUCAGACCUCCGUGCGCCUGGUCCAUCGGGCAGUGGGUACAGAUCGACCCUGAUCCCGAAAGGAGUGACAUCUAUGACUGGGUGUUGUGCGUUGUGCCCAGAGGGGAGUACAGGCCACUGCUGUUUCUGGGGGAGGAGGAGCCCACGGUCAGCACUGCCACCGACUACCUGUUGGGGUUGCUGCUGAGACAGGGCCUGGGGAAGCCAGGGACCGAGGGCUACUGAGGUUCCUGCGACGACAUGCAUCAAUGCCACAGCACUCAGACAACCACUGCAACAAAAAUUCAUGAUUUAUGUAUAAACUUGCUCUUCCACUUCUUACAGCAGCUCAGGUCACAGGUCUUCAACACUGCCAUCUAGCAGGCCACUUGUGGUACAGCAUCCUACACUGCACUUCUCACAGGGCUGCACUUCCAAGAUAUUUACAGCUUUCUUACAUUAAUACGUAGACCUAUCAUAUUUCGUACACAAGUUCUUAAAAAGCAUAUUAAAAUUGGUAGACUUGCUAUUAAAAUA
This is a messenger RNA of Lepisosteus oculatus (spotted gar), 1484 nucleotides long. It is a transcript of the gene c11h19orf67, whose product is annotated as chromosome 11 C19orf67 homolog. Lineage: Eukaryota; Metazoa; Chordata; Actinopteri; Semionotiformes; Lepisosteidae. The record is from RefSeq and is a predicted model, not a curated record.